Molecule: messenger RNA, 1292 nt
Organism: Annulohypoxylon truncatum
Lineage: Eukaryota; Fungi; Ascomycota; Sordariomycetes; Xylariales; Hypoxylaceae
Exons: 2
Coding region: 323-937 (204 amino acids)
Source: RefSeq, a predicted model, not a curated record
AAGCUUGGCGUCAGGACGACGUUACAUGGUCAAUUUCAGCCAGGGCCAGCAACUGCCUAGUUCACGACGUCGCCCCGUAAGGCGACACUUGCCCAGCUUCUAGGAUCGGAAUCUCGCGAUGCUUGGUACCUAAGAUGUGGACUAGGUAGGUACUAUGCGAUUCGUAGAGCAGAUUCGGAAAUCAGAUUCGGACCUCUUGCCCGCGUAUUUAUAAAAGGCCCGAGAUGCCUUUCACACUCACAAUGACUUCCUUUCUCACAAACUCGCACAGUCCGCUUCUCUCCUUGCCUAAUAGAACACCAUUCGUUCCCUGCUAUCCACGAUGCGCUCCUUCCUCCUAACUCUCUCGGCAGCCACUGCCGCGACGGCCCUCCCUAAUAUCACCGUCGUUCCCAAGGAACUCACUUGCAGCAACUGGCCGUUCUUUCAUCAACAGAGCAGCGUUGCGGGACCGUUCACCAUCUUCGCCGACUCAACUGGUAACGCCGAUCUAGACGGUAAUAAAGCUACCUACAUCACCAUAGACGAGCCGACUAUAGCCUCAGGCUGGAUUGGCAUAACGCCCCAGAAGGAGGUAGCAGUACCGUACAUCCAAUGCCAAGCCUUCGGCAGCGCCGAGAUGCUCGCCGUGAACUACAACGGCGCGUACCAGCCCCUGAGCAUCUCGGAGUACACCUACCACGAGUACGACGGCCUGAUCUUCAUGAAGACCGUGACGAGGGGCGCGCCCAUUGAGCCUCACUGGCACUACUACGCGAACGGGACGCGCCAGGCAGGCACCUUCUUGGGGUUCAACAACUCGACGACGUGGGCGUACCUCCUCGACAGCACGUCGGGAAAGUACCGGAUCCGUCUUCUGACGGACUUGUCGAAGCCGCUGAUUGACCGAGAGUUUACCGGUUUCGUGCGAGCUGGUGACCCGAGUCUUCCCAACUAAACAGGGGAGGGUUCUAUGAUAAAUCUGGGCAAAAUGAUAAGAAACGUAUCCUAAUGUCUAAUGUAUAACGAUCUGUUACCUAGGUAACCGGAUGACUGUACCUUCUAAGAUACCAACACGAAGUUGCGUAGGGUAAUUUUGUCCCAAUUCUACUAUAUCUGAACUUUAGUGUCCUUUAUGCCCUGCCACUGCGAAAUCGGCUUACCGAAAUCUUUUCGCUUGAAUUUCCCAGUCGCUUGAAACAACAAGAGGACGAAACAAGAAAAUGUAUGAUAGUGUCCCCUAUAAGGCGGAGAGGACAUAGGUAUAUACUUACGAAUUCGUAGGAGUCGGUAUACCUACCAGUCUAGGGAAG